ACUAAAAGUAAACAAUUGAAGCAUGGCUACAUUGGUUGCUCCUCCCAACCACUCUCCUGUGGAAGAUGCAGAAUCUCUGAGGAAGGCUGUGAAAGGUUGGGGAGCUGAUGGAAAAGCCAUUAUAUCAAUACUAGGCCAUAGAAAUGGUGAACAGAGGACCCAAAUCAGAGAGGCAUACCAGAAUCUCUUCCAAGAGGAUCUCAUCAAACGCCUUGAAUCCGAGCUCUCUGGUGACUUAGAGAGAGCAAUGUACCGUUGGAUAUUGGAACCUGCAGAACGUGAGGCUUUGUUGGCCAAUAUAGCCCUUAAAAGGGAUGAAAAAGGCUACCAAGUGAUUGUGGAAAUUUCCUGUGUUCUUUCACCUGAAGAGCUUUUUGCUGUGAGACGUGCGUACCACAACAGGUUCAAACGUUCCAUGGAGGAAGAUGUGGCUGCUAAUACCACUGGCCAUCUUCGCCAGCUGUUGGUAGGGUUGGUGAGCUCAUUUAGGUAUGGUGGCAGUGAGAUUAAUGCACGAUUGGCACAAUCUGAAGCUGAUGCACUUCAUGAGGCUAUCAAAAACAAGAACAAAAGCAAUGAAGAAAUUAUUAGGAUCCUUACCACCAGGAGCAAGACCCAACUUGUGGCCACUUUCAACCGUUACAGGGAUGAUCAUGGCAUUGCCAUUACAAAGAAACUGUCCGAUGAAGGGUCUGAUGAGUUUCAUAUGGCAGCUAAUUUAGCUAUUAGUUGCAUCAAUGAUCAUAAGAAGUACUAUGAAAAGGUUCUGAGAAAUGCCAUGGAAAGUGUUGGAAGUGAUGAGGAAGCAUUGACACGUGUGAUUGUGACAAGGGCUGAGAAGGAUCUGAAGGAGAUCAAAGAUGUGUAUUACAAGAGAAACAGUGUUCAUCUUGAGCAUGUUGUGGCCAAUGAAACUUCAGGAGACUACAAGAAGUUUCUGCUCACUCUGAUGGGCAAUGAUGACUGAUUUACUUAUUCUAAGGAUACAAUACAACACACAUUUAACAGAUUUCAUAGUAUCUUUUUUUACAGAGUGACCUUUGUUGUAUAAGCCAUGGUUAUGAAUUGUGGUUUGAAAAUUGCAAUGGUAACCAUGUGUUGUUUUGGAAAGCUUUGCUAUCACCUUAGAAUUUUUGCAA
Messenger RNA from Vigna angularis (adzuki bean), 1139 nucleotides. Its product is annotated as annexin-like protein RJ4. Gene Ontology annotation, cellular component: cytoplasm. The record is from RefSeq and is a predicted model, not a curated record. The coding region runs from base 23 to 967 and encodes 314 amino acids. The transcript has 6 exons. Lineage: Eukaryota; Viridiplantae; Streptophyta; Magnoliopsida; Fabales; Fabaceae. Gene Ontology annotation, molecular function: calcium ion binding; calcium-dependent phospholipid binding.